This is a messenger RNA of Apis cerana (Asiatic honeybee), 3040 nucleotides long. Its product is annotated as glucose dehydrogenase [FAD, quinone]. Gene Ontology annotation, molecular function: oxidoreductase activity, acting on CH-OH group of donors; flavin adenine dinucleotide binding. Lineage: Eukaryota; Metazoa; Arthropoda; Insecta; Hymenoptera; Apidae. The record is from RefSeq and is a predicted model, not a curated record.
AUGACAAUCUAUUAUGUAAAUGAGAAAAUUAAAGUAAUUUUAUUUUAAAAAAACGAAAGUCUUUAAAUAUUUUUCAUUUUCUUAUGUAAAAAGAAGAAAAACAACAAUUAUUCUAUUUAAAAUAUUCAUUAGUAUAAUGAUUUUGAUAAAGAAAUAAUUGUGCAUUAAUUCAAGGACAACUCUUUAUAUAUAAUCAUUUCCAAGAAAUUUUCGAUAUUAAUUUCGAUAAGAUUUAUCGUAUCUUAUUUUAUGUAAUUAAAAUUUUUCUUAGUACCUUAAAAAAUGUAAGUCUUUAAACUUUAAACUUUAAUUUUAAAGAUUCCUUUAAAAAAAAUUUAAAUAAUUUAUUAACGUUUUCUUUAAAAUUUUUAUUUUAUUUUAAAAGAUAGAGACCUUCAACAAUAUUAUUUAUAAAUCUAUCAGAAAUUUCCAUUGAAAAAAAGAAACAAUUGCUUAUUUAUUUCGUUAGAAAUUAUUAUUAUUACUAUUAUGCAAUGAAUAUACUGUACGUUAAGAACGUUAAGAAUGAAAAUUUGAUUGAUUAUAUUAUUUAUUUUUAGUGGAAUAUUGAUCUAUUCACUCCUCUCGAUAAGUACUAUAAUCCCUCAAAGUCAAAAUAUUCCUUCGAAGAAUCUCUUUAUCGCCUUUUUUUCUUAUGCCAGAGGCAAUUCAAUAACUUUGUUUAUAUAACUUUGUAUUUUAAACGUACAAUAUAAUAAUGCAAUUGUAAUCUGAGAUGGCAAUAUUUGCUUCAAAAUCCAAUUUGACUAUAAAAUAUUGUGAAAUGUUUUUAUCAUUGAAAUGAAGUAUAAGUAUAAAAAAAACAAAGUUUCUUCUAAUUCUUAAACAUUUACAUUUGGGGAAGGAGACGAUAUACUUACUUAUCUGUCUAAGAGAUAAUUUAUAUUUCACGUAAAAAACAAAAAGAGGGAGAAAUAUAUAUAUAUGACGUUUUGUCACGUUAUAUUCGUCAAACGUUAUUUGAAUAUUGAAGAAAAUAGUACAGGAAUCAUUUGUUUAAAGUUUAUUACUAGUUGAAUAAAUACACGAAAACAUGGAAUCGUGUGCGAGGGGAACUUGCUCCUCGGCGUUGCAAUCGUCGCCAGCUUCCGUUUUCACUAUGCUGAUACAAACGUUAAUCGCAUCCCGUUGCGGAUUAAGCAAUACGAAUAAAUAUCCCUCAAGUAACGAAGAAGAAAUUUUAUAUUCGGGAAUGGAAUUCGAUUUUGUGAUCGUUGGUGGUGGAAGCGCGGGAUCUAUUUUGGCUCGCAGAUUAACGGAAGUGCAGGAUUGGAACGUUUUGUUAAUCGAAAGAGGAGUGGAUCCCUUACCUGAAACCGUGCCACCUGGCCUUUUCAACAAUAAUUUAGGUGGACCGCAAGAUUACUAUUACGCGAUCGAGCCACAAGAAGGCAUCUGUCUGAGCAUCAAAGACAAACGAUGUAAAUGGUCGAGGGGCAAAGCACUUGGGGGAAGCUCGGUGAUCAACGGGAUGAUACACAUCUUCGGGAAUCGAAGGGACUUCGACGGUUGGGCGAGUCAAGGAAAUCCUGGAUGGAACUUCGACGAAGUACUCCCAUACUUUAGAAAGUCCUUAAGCUGCUCGCCCGAAUACAUAGCCGAACACGGCGACAAGUAUUGCGGGACGAACGGUCCCCUCAGAGUCAGAUACUACAAUUACACCGUGACAGACUUCGAGGAUGUAAUUCUGGAGGCGGCUCGAGAAGCGGGCCAUCCCAUUCUCAAAGCUGUGAACGGCGAUCGCUACCUGGGAUUCGGAAGAGUGUUGGGCACCCUCGACGAAGGGAGACGGCAAAGUUGCUCGAAAGCUUUCCUGAGUCCCGUCAGAGACAGGAAGAACUUGUACGUAAUAACGUCGAGCAGAGCGGACAAGAUUCUGUUCGAGGGUAAACGCGCUGUCGGUGUUCGAAUCACUUUGAGCAACAACAAAUCGGUGGAGGUGAGAGCGACGAAGGAAGUGAUCCUCUCGACCGGAACUAUGGUCAGCCCGCAGCUGCUGAUGCUCUCGGGCAUCGGGCCGAAAGAACACCUGAAGGAAUUGGGGAUACCCGUUCUGGUCGAUCUGCCCGUUGGGAAGAAUCUUCAAGAUCACGUGAUAUGGUUCGGCCUGUAUUACUCUAUCGUGAACGAGUCGGUGACGUCCGCCCCCACUGAGCAGGAUCAAUUGAACUCCGCUUACGAGUAUUUGGAAUUCGACAGAGGCCCGUUAAGGACCCUCGCCAACGACCUCGUCGCGUUCAUCAAUCCUAUCGAUCCUGAAUCCAUAUAUCCCGAAGUGCAAUUAUUGUUCUCUCAAAUCCAACGCUACGAUAAGAACGGGUUAAAGAGCCUGUUGCAUUCUUACGACGUGAACGAUAAGAUUUUACAAAUAAUGACAGACGAGAUCAUGAAGAAUGGCUUGAUCACCGCUUACGCCUCGUUAAUGAGACCGUUGAGUCGAGGGGUGAUCGAAUUGCGUAGCGCCGAUCCAGCCGAGCGGGUAAAGAUUUACUCGAAUUAUUACACCGUGCAGGACGAUUGGAAGAGAUUGAUGAAAGCUGUGCCAACGCUGAAGAGUUUAUUGAACACGACGAUCUUGCAGAAGUAUAAAGCCAAGUUCCACACCUUCGAUAUUCCCCAAUGUCGCAACAUAACCGCCGACACCGAGGAAUAUUACGAAUGCAACAUUAGGCACGCCACUGGCACGAAUUAUCACGCGUGUUGCACGAACAGAAUGGGCCCAGCCAACGAUUCCAGAACGGUCGUGGACGCCAGAUUGAGGGUUCAUGGCGUGACGAAUUUACGUGUUAUCGAUUCGUCGGUCAUGCCGAACAUCACCAGCGCAAAUAUACAUGCGCCUACCAUGAUGAUCGCUGAGAAAGGAGCGGAUUUGAUUAAACAGGAUUGGGGUAUACGAAUAUAAAGAUUCUAUUAUAUAGGAUGUAUAUAGCGUAGAAAAUUGAUAAUAAUAUCGUAUAACUAAUGAAGAAAUUAUUGUGGACGUUUAAUAUCUUCAAUUAAAUAAAUUAUAAUAUGAAAA